Molecule: messenger RNA, 5191 nt
Organism: Hippoglossus stenolepis (Pacific halibut)
Lineage: Eukaryota; Metazoa; Chordata; Actinopteri; Pleuronectiformes; Pleuronectidae
Gene: fkbp15b
Product: FKBP prolyl isomerase family member 15b
Cellular component (GO): growth cone
Molecular function (GO): peptidyl-prolyl cis-trans isomerase activity
Source: RefSeq, a predicted model, not a curated record
CUGAUCCCACCACAAACAGGAAGUGACAGUUCAACAGUCUGCUCAUAGGAAAACAGCUAAUUCACUUGUGCUAUUGUUUUAUUGAAGAAGAGAAGGCGCUGGACGUGAGAGAGGAUGUUCGUCGGGGACGAUGAAGAGGGAGACUUCUUGUCUCCGUCAGGAGGGGCUAAGUUGGCCUCCCUGUUUGGUCUAGAUCAGGAGGCCAGUCAGGGGAACGAGUCAUUUCAAUAUACAGCUCCCAAACAGCCCAGGAAGAGCUCCACUCCAGUGCCAGCCUCCCAGAAACAAGCUUCGCCGUCUGGAGCCCCAGCAGUGUUAUUCGCCACUGCUGUCCAAGCCUUCAGAUAUAUUAACGGACAGUAUGUGAAGCAGGGCAAGCUGGGAGCAGCCGCACUGGGCAACCACACAACAAAAGAGUACAAACUGCUUCUGUACUUGAGCCAACAGAAACAAGUGACCACUGCCAAGAUUCACAUGGGCUUUGUUUUCACGGUACAACCAAACCAUUAUUGCACUUUUUAUGAUGACCAGAGGCAGAACUGGUCCCUGAUGUUUGAAUCAGAGAAAGCUUCAUCAGACUUCUGCAAGGAGGUAUGCUUAGCAAAGGUGAACAGUGCAGCCUCUUUAGAUGCUGUGGUGGUUCAGGAUCUGAGUCUUGGGGAGGGCCAGGGGGUGGAGAAUGGAGACUCCCUGGAGGUGGUGUACACAGGCUGGCUCCUGCAGAACCAUACCAUCGGACAGAUGUUUGACACCAACCAGAACAAAGACAAGCUGCUCCGACUGAAAAUUGGAGCUGGAAAAGUGAUCAAAGGCUGGGAGGAAGGGAUGCUGGGGAUGAAGAAGGCAGGCCGCCGCCUCACUGUCAUCCCACCGAACCUUGCUUACGGAUCCAAAGGAGUCCCUAACUGCGUCCCGGCUAACAGCACUCUUAUUUUUGAAGCAGAACUUCGGCGGGUGAAGUUUUCCAAGGACAGUGGCUCUGAUCGGGCCAGUGCCAGCUCCAGAGACUCUGCUGCUCCUUCCCCAGCUCCCAGUGUGGAGAAUCUGACCCCAGAGUCUGCAGUACAGAUGACUGUCUCAGGCCCAGGCAGACCAGGGGAGCCACAACUUCGUGCAAAGUCAAACUCUCUCAGUGAACAGCUGGCAAAUCCAGAUGCUUCUAAAGCCAAGCUGAUUUCUCGCAUGGCAAAGAUGGGUCAGCCCAUGUUGCCCUUUCUGACAGGAGUGGCCAGCCAGCCUGAAUCCAGUGACUCUGAGCUUGAGGACACCAGUGGCAGCAGAGUGAAGGAUCGGCCUUUAGCUUCAUCUCCAGUGCAGAUCUCCACUGCUCCAGAUUCAGCACAUGUACAUCCUCAUCCUCACACUGCUCCACCUUCUACCUUACUUCCUGUUAUGACCACUGUUGCCCCGCAUCCUGGCAGCAGCCAUGCCUUUCAGCCUUACUACAAUCCGACCUCUAUGGCUCCGUCUCAGCUGCAGCCUUUUGGUCAGGUCUACCCUGCACAGAGUGUCCCAUAUACAGGCUCCAGUGAUGUGACUUCCUUCUUGAUGACUGAAGCACGCCAGCACAACACAGAAAUCCGGUUAUCUGUUGGAAAAGUGGCAGAUAAAGUAGAUCAACUGGCCUCAAAGAUAGAUGACCUUCAAAGGCAGGGAAGUGUUCCAAUGGGUGUUUCUAGUAUGUCGAUGGAAACCUCCAUGAUCGUACACAACAUCCAAAGAAUUGUGCAGGAAAAUGAAUGUUUAAAAAAGGAAGUCUUUGACAAAAGCUCUCGCAUUGAAGAGCAAAAUCGAAAGAUUGGGGAGCUCAUUAACCAGAACCAGAGGUACAUGGAGCAGAGUAACCUGCAGCUGGAACAGAGAAACGACUCCCUUAAGUCGUCCAGUGAACACAACCAGGCCAGAAUUCUACAGGCUGAGCAAGACAAGCCUGCACUGCCUCAGGACCUGGGCUCUGGCCAGGUUCGUCUGACGGAGGAUCUGGCUUCGUCCACAGCCCGGCUGUCUGAGCUGCAGCUGGAAGCUUCAUCCCACCAGCAGAAGGCUGUGGAGCUGCAGAGUAAACUGAGCUCAGUGCUGCUGGACACUGAGAGCCAGGGCAAGCACAUCACUUCCCUGGAAACACAACUGGAAGAGCUGAAGGAGACAGCAGAGAGGACACAGGCCCAGUACCGCUCAGAGAGGCAAAGACGCAAAGAGACAGAGCUGAGGGUCAACAACACGGAGGAGGAGCUGCAGGACCUAAGGACUGAUAAAGAAGGUCUAGAACGAACACUUUUGGAAAGGAAGAAGAAGUGGCAGGCCGAGCGUCAGCGUCGGGACGAGGAGGUGGAGGAGCUCCGCAAGAGCAGCCAGCAGGAGCUGGACAACCUCCGAGCUCAACUUCGCAAGGCCAGGACCAGCACUGACAACGCUGCAUCUGAGCAGUUGUCUCAGCUGCAGGCAGAGCUUGAGGAGGACUGGAAGGGGAAGUAUGAACACAUGUUGGCGUCUGUUAAAGAGCAGCACAGGAGAGAUCUGGCUGAACUUACAGAGCAGAGAGAUGCUCUGCAGGACAAGUUAACCCAGCUACAGGAAAAGUUUACUCAUCUGAAGCAGUCAAGGGAUUCGGAAGAGCAGAUUUUGCUCCAGCACAACGGGCAGACUGAGGAGCUGCAGGCCCUUCAGGAAAAAUACACAGCCUUGGAGCAGCAAGCAGGAGCUGUAAGGGAGAAGCUUGAAAAUAAAAUGGCUGAGCUGGAGAAGAAACUGGCAGAGCAGGAGAGUUCGGGAGACACUGCAACAGAGGUGAAGCGUGUGAUGAACGGAGUGUUUCAUUCUCUGCGAGCGGAGUUUGACCUCAGUGAAUCUUACUCAGGCCAGGCUGUGCUCGGGGUGAUUGUCAGCACCAUCAAGAAUGUAACUCUACAGCUGCUCAGUGGCACACAAGGAUCUUCCGUCCUUCCUAAGAAGGAAGAGGAUGAAGAGGAUGCAGAGGAACAGGAGGAAGAAGCAAGUGAUGAUGUGAAACAAAGAGAGGAGAAACCUCGUCAGAAUGUGCAUGUGAAUGGAGAGAGACAAGUCAAAGAGGAAGAAGAGGAAGAAAAGGAAGAAGAACAUGAGGCUGAGUUGGAUUCUCACAAUGUCAGUGAGACUCAAAUGAAUCAGGACAUAGGGCAAGAGGAGACAGAGACAUCAACUGAGUCAAAGACACAAAGCCAAUCUGAGACAUUACAGGCCACUGAUCUCCAUCCAGUUUCAAUCAGUGAAGGGUCACUUCAGGAGCCAGCAGCAGAAGAAGCAGCAGCAGAAACAGCAGCAGCAGCAGCAGCAGAAACAGAAACAGCAGCAGCAGCAGCAGCAGAGAGUGAAGGACAGCAGGAGCAGGAGAACCCCCUGUUCCUGAGCCCAACAGGGUCCAGAGACUCCAACAAGUCUGCACAUCCAGAUGAUGGCUCUGAUCAGAGUUCAGCUCCUGAUGCUGGACAGGAAAGUGCUGCAGAGAGCAGUGAGGUGGACAAGGAGAACAUAGAGAACAAUAGAGAGGAUGUAGAAGAAAAGAAUGCUGCGCCUGAGGAAUCUUUUGGACCCCCAGCCAACCCACCUCCACCACCAGACACACUUCAGAACAGCUCAUGCCUGACUGAGGGAAUUAGUGAGGAAAAUGGAACGGCGCCAUUUUUCCAGAUCACGGCUCCUGCCAAACCCCCCGCAGCAGCCAGCGAGGAGGAAGAGGAGGAUGAGAUGAGUUUGAAGGGCCGUCCACCACCCGCCCCUCUGUUUGGUGAAGAGGAGGAUGACGACGAUGAUCUGGACUGGCUGAACUGAGAUGGAACCAGAAUAAUUUAAUUUUGCAUCUUAAUUUGACUCUCCAAACCAGACGCAGGGUGUUUGACCUGCUGGUUGUGCCUGGUGGAGUAGUGAGGAUGAACGUCUGCACGUCUGAGUCCUGGCAAACACAACCACGAUCUGACGCUGCAGUUAUGGUUGGAAUAAGAAGUCUGUAAAACAUGAUUAAUAAUGUCACAUCUGUUAGUGAUGCAAUUUAAUACCGAACCUUUACAUGGCAAUGUAGCAAAUGAGUUUGUUGAAUCAGCAGUAAUCCUCUUAUCAGACUGUACCAUGGUUUUUAAUCAUUAGCUUGCUGCUUUAAGAGUUGAACUUUUACACGGUUUUGCUGACCUGAAAUUGAUUCCAGGAAAUAAAUAGCAUUUAUCUUUUCUUCUUCUGUUUUGUUGUGCGUGUUCUAUCAGUUCUCUCUGUGAUAAUUAAUCAUUUGUGUUUAGUGUUCAGCCUUAAAUACUGAACAUGGAGUACGAUGUCAGUGAAACAAAGUGCCAUUCAUUGGUCAACUAAUUCAACAGUUUAUAGAAUAUGGUGUACUUUUUUGUGUUUGGGAUUUCUGCCAAAGACCAGCAGGGGGUGCUCGAGACCCUAGGAAAAGUUACUCUGUUGCUGAGCAACAGUAGCACCAACCAUGAACAGUACCACACUGCUUAGAGGUGAGAGCCUGAAAGAAAAUGUUUGAUUCAGUCGAGACAAAGGUGAGCUCCAAGUAUUAGAACACUGACACCUACACAGCACAAACAUAUUUUUCUGUUCUGUUUUAGAUCCACAGGUUUUCACUUUAUCCAGCAUGUAAAUUCCAUUCAAUCAUUAAUUCAAAGUCACCGCUGACUGUGUUUACAGUCUAUGGACUGAAGCCUCAGAGCGGGAAGGAAGAACUAAGUGCUAAAUCUGUCCAACACAACAAAGUGUAGAGAUCAGGUAAAGAAGUGAUUUAACCAUCAGCUACUCAAGAAGUCACAACUAAGAAGACAGUGUUGAAAAUAAAAACCAAACCUACAGGAUUGUAACGUUGACAUAUGUAAUAAAAAGAAUUUAGAUGUAGCCAUUAAAGUAAUAAUUAAAUGUAAAUAUUAAACUAAGAGCUGGAAUAUGUUCAAUCAUAUGUAUAUAGUGUUUCCUGCUUGGUGGUUUUGAACAUUUUGAUACAUUUGUUCAGUCAAGAAAAUUUAGUGACCUGACUAAUGCAGUACUUUGUGAAGAUGAUAUUUACAACUGGAAAUUCAAUAUGCCUGUUCUUCAACAUGACUUCUGACGAGGUGGAAAAGAAGAUGUGACAUGUUCUGUGUUUAUGGAUUUGCAGCCAACCAUGUGAGGAUAAGUGUGUCACAAGAAUAAAAUGGGUGCUCUGUUGUUUCUAUGUUAA